GAGGAGCAGAGGGCAUUACUGCAAAUGCAGUGGAGAGUUUUGGUAAUAAGCCACAAGAGGACCAAGAAGUGAAUUCAAAGAAGUUUCUUCCUUAUGCACACGAGGUAAUUCCACGAGGUUAUUCUCAGCAGCGAGUACUCAAGGAGGGCAUGUUUGAGGACCUGAGCUUGGCCAACAAGCAGCUCCGGUUUGUUUUGAGAUUUUUAAUGGUGUGCUUGCUCUUGAAUCGGCAAGAGAUGGUCCGGCAGCUGCUCAAUCAGCUCAGAGUCUUGGUUGAUGAGUGCAAGAGGACCUUCCAGCCAUGGGUAAUGAAACGGGAAACAGUUAUUGGGAAAAAGAACUGCCACCAAAUUUUGACAGAAGUGGGAUGGAGAAAUUUAUUCGUGCCAACGGCACGAUCGAAGUCCCUCACCCUCUGUUAUUUUUGGACCAUGAGGUGGCGGUGAUCAUCUCUCAGAAAGCUCACAAUGUUUCGCAAUCCACCGCCAUGGAUUACGUUGCGGGUUAUGCACUUGCUUUGGAUAUGACUGCCAGAGAAAUUCAAGCUUCUGCUAAGAUAAAAUCUACAGAGAUUAGAAAGAGAAAAAGGGCAAAGGAAAGCUAUGGUGACUCUCGAAAGAUGGUUCAAGUCUCUGUUGGAGGGGAGAAUCAGACCAUUGAGUGGGCUAUACGACUAACAGGUGCUCUGAACAUUGCCAAAGCAUUAGAUCACUGCAGCAGCGAAUGCCGCCCAUUGUACCAUGACUUAAAUGCAUAUAUGGUUGUCUUUGAUAAGAGUUGGCUUCAUUUCAGUCCAGUAACUCUCUAAAUAGAUCCAAUAACUCACUAAAUAGUUCUGGGAUGAGUUCGCCGCGAUCAAAAUUUAUGCCUUACUUCGAUUCCAAACUAUCCAAAGCUGCCUUCUUUAUAGAUCAUCAAAGCAGUGCUGAAAUUCUGAGAAGUGUUGUACACUUUUAUCUCUGGUUUAGCUGAAGAGUAUUUUGGGCAUUGCAGUAUAGUGUUUAUAACACAAGCUCCCUCUAGACCCAAAAUCCUUAGAGCUUGUUUUUCUCAGAGAGAAUCUGAAUCUCUUUUGCAAAAAUUUCACUUUUUUCUUUCUUUCUUGGAUUCCUCUUUUAUCCAAGAAAGCAGUUAUUGUAGAUUUUUUGUAUGCUUAUAGAUUUGGUACUCACAAAUCUGUGUAAUGUUUAUUGUGUUUAAGUUUACAAAGCGACAUGCUAAAUUACUCUUCUUUUUCUUUUUUGAUUCUUGCUUGUAUGAUUGAAGAUCUGUUGAGGUUUAUAAUCGAGCUUGUGACCGUGAUGACUAGAUACAUAUUUUCAAGGGGUUUCUGCAGAGACAUUCUCAUUAACAUGCUAUUUGAAUUUAUUGCUAUAGUUGUAUUGUAUUGAUUUAUACAUUCUCAAUAGUUACAUAUUUUACCCAUUUAGUUGUACAGUCCAUUCCUCUCAAAGUUGCCCUUGCAAUGCUAAUUCAACAAAUUUUAUGAGGCCUCAAUCAACUGAAAAUAGUUAUGGUGUCUGUAAUAUGGUUAAGUCUAAGAGUAUAUGUGGCUUUGUUUUCUUUUCGCUUGGUUGGUGCAACAAAUGCGAAACUAUGACGCAGUGGUUUUUGCAUAUAUGCUGCAGUAUAGGCUUACACAUUUGCCCAAUGAUGCAGACUCAUGUUCUUGGUAUGCUUUUGAUUUUGAUUAUGAGCAUCUCCACUUCCUAUAUUUCUAUCGUCAAGAGUAGCCAUCUGCUUUUUAUGGUGGUGGUGGUGGUGGUGGUGGUGGUGGUGGUGUUGUUGUUGUUGUUGUUGCUGCUGCUGCUGCUGUCAUAUAAGAUGUGGAGAGGCUGUAAAUGAAAAUCAAAGCUCAACAUCCUUAAAUAUAAAUUCAGGAUAUGAUAAGGACUGAGGGCAAUCUUUUGUUUACUUUUACUACCCAAGUGGUGUUGCGUAAAUGCCUGUUUUUAGCUUUUCAUGAUUAAGUUAUGUUGGCAAUUGGUGCAGCUCUUAUCCGUAUUGUUCGUCAUAUCUAUGUCUUCAUCAUAUGGAGUCAUAUGUAUAAACACAUGUUGUCUCUCUUUAAUUUGCCUCUGACUUUAUUAUUGAUUGGGGUGCAAGCUGGGAUUGGAAAUUUUGUUCCAAUAUUUUCCAACUUUUGUAUGACUUGUGAGAAUAAUCAGUAUUGUGCUGCUCACUUUACAAUUUUUCCCUCAGUUUUAUGUCAUUGUUUGCUUCUUUUGUGUAAUAUAAUAAUUUCUCUACCCAGUCCCACUGUGUGUGGGUUUUGGUAUUAAUGUCUCUAAGUUGUUCAUAGAAAGAAUUUUAUGUGUCUAUAUGAGUAUGAUUGGAUUUCUAGAGCAUGGGAGGAUUUCUUACUACUGCAACUGUGUAUUCUUUUCUUGUAAUGCUUUUUUCUCUAUGGGCUUUUUUCUUGUAAUGAUUUUCGUGAUUCUUGUUACCUUUAUACGAGUAAAGCUAUUUUCUGGUGUAUAUGGAGGUUUUAGGUUUUGAAAUUUGAACUGAAUUCACAGAGCUGGAAUUGGUGCCGUUAUGAGGGAGGAAUUCGUUAAGAACAUGUUUGUUUUAAAGACUGAUGUUCGGCUUUUUAAUGAUGCUUUUAGUCACUCUUUGUUAAUAAGCCCAAUGAUGAAAUCUCAUUUUGUGAAGCAGUGCUUCACUUUAAGCCGCCAUUUACUGUGCCACGCUGAUCAUCGCCAUUUGCUGGCUCCUUCUUCUUCUUCUUCUUCUUCUAUUGUUGUUGUUAUUAUUAUUAUUAUUAUUAUUUCUGGUGAUGAUCCGAUGGUGUUUGUAAAUGGUUUUUGGCUUUCAGUGAUUACUGUUUAUGAAGUUUUAGUAGUGGUCUGAGGGCUCAAAACAUCUUUUGGUUUUUUUUAUUCAAUUGAAGGCAAAUGAAUUCCCAGUAUAAUUUAAAUGUGUGGUAAUCUGUUUAUUAAUAAUCUGUUGAUGUAACUAUUAAUAAUGUAGAUUGAAUACAGAUAGGGACAGAGUUUACUCCAAGCAGCAUUACUACAACUUAUUUACUAAUUCUUGCCUUACUCUUCCGCAUGCAUUACUAAAUUUCAGGUUAUUUCGGUUCGAUUUCUUUUAAUAGAACGUGUGAUUAGGGGGUUUCACAGCUUUCUUUUCUAUUCUGGUUGGCUGUAUCCUAUGAGAGAUUGUCUCUUUCGUUGGGUUUUCGCAUUGCAAUAUAAGUGUAUUGUACUGUGAUGGAAUCUCAUAUAUGGUCGGUUUUUCAAUAAGCCCAAUGAUGGAAUCUCUUUUUUUUGAAGCAGUGUUUCACUUUAAGCUGCCAUUUAUUGCGCCGGACUGAUCAUUGACAUUUGACUGCUGCUGCUGCUGUUGCUCCUCCUCCUCCUCCUCUUUAUUAUAAAUAAUAUUUCUGGUGAUGAUCUGAUGGUGUCCGUAAAUGUUGCCUGGCCUUUAGUGAUCACUGUUUAUGAAAAUUUUGUUGUUGAUGAGGUCUGAGGGCUCAAAAUUUAAUUCGUCUUUGUGUCUGGCGUCUCUUGAUAUGUUUUGGUGUUUUGCAUUGCAAUCCAAGCGUAAUUUGAUGCAAUCCCCCAUGCUGUUUGAUAGUUUUAUCAUCUUUAGUUGUAAAAUGUUGUAGUGAAAUGAAAUGAAAUGAUAGCGUGUGCAUAUCAUGUCUCUUGGUUUGAUUUUUCUUUUCCUUUUUGUGCAGAGAACAGCUACUUGUUUAUGCCAUUGAUAUUGGGAGAGGAGAGAUUCAAUUCAAACCCGACCUCAAAUGCAGAGGUAAACGCUUAUUAGUUUUUUUGAAAGUGUAAUAUUCAUACGAGUGAAAUGAUAAAACUAUUAUAUUAUGUCAUAAUAUUGUGUUUUCUACCUUAAAAGAAAGGGGAAGUGUGAACUAAAUCAAGUGGGUAACCGUUAUAUCAACUGUUUCUAACUUCGUGGUUUUGAAUUAAGGUGGUUAUAAGAUUUUUAAUUUUUCUUCCUAUUCUUGCCUUUUCGAUUUCCAAUAGUCGUCCGCAUGUGCGUUAGUGACAGUUAGCUCUUCAUGGUUGUGCAUUCCGCAAUUCCGCAAUACCCGCAAUACCCGUAACUAACAGUCACUUGCGCGCAUGGACCACUACUUUAGGCUGUUCUUUUGUUUCAUCUUUGAAGUGGAAGUAGGGCAAGGUCAAAGUCCCCGUACAACUUGGAUGUAGGUACGAAUGUGUCAAAAUCAACGGUCAAGAUACCUGGCAUGGUUGACGGAUAGUGGUGAAUCGGCUAUGGCUGCUAUCUGGUUGGGGUUAUAAGAGAGUGCUUGUGUACUUGGGGCAUGGUUGGUUUUGGGCCAAGUUAAUAGCAUACUUAAAAUAAGAAAAGGGCCUCCGUCGGGAAGGGAGCAGUCCUCAUGAGAGUAACUUGUAUGAUACGGAUAUAUUACUACGGCGGUGUCAUAUGCCAACUUGUGUUAUUAGCAUAGUACGUCAACGUGGUGGUGUCUCCGUGUCGUACUUGUCCUUUUCCUAAGGCUCAUUCUCAAAGAAACAGUCACCUUUGACCAGUUCCAAAUUAUUAUACGAUGUUAUUAUUGA
This is a messenger RNA of Pyrus x bretschneideri (Chinese white pear), 4550 nucleotides long. RefSeq lists its product as uncharacterized. The record is from RefSeq and is a predicted model, not a curated record. Gene Ontology annotation, molecular function: acetylpyruvate hydrolase activity. Lineage: Eukaryota; Viridiplantae; Streptophyta; Magnoliopsida; Rosales; Rosaceae. Bases 302 to 808 code for a protein of 168 amino acids. Gene Ontology annotation, cellular component: mitochondrion. The transcript is spliced from 10 exons.